Lactuca virosa is the source of this 552-nucleotide messenger RNA. NCBI's taxonomy places the organism in Eukaryota, Viridiplantae, Streptophyta, Magnoliopsida, Asterales, Asteraceae. The record is from the annotation of a GenBank genome assembly.
AUGGCGUGCACCAUUGAUUUCAGAUGCCUGGAUGAAGGGUUCGGCGGCAAAACCUACAAGAGGAAGAGAUCUGAACAGCAGCAGGAGAAGGAUGCCUCUAUGGACAUCGACGCCGCCGAAGAAAUCCAAACUUCAAAGCGACAAGCCGUUUCUUCUUCGGAAAACCCUAACAAGCCGAUCUUCGGGAAGCCGACAUACGACGGGGUGAUAGCGGGUAAAGUAUCCGGAAGGAAGUGGAAGCAACCGAAAACACAGAGAUCAUCGGCGGUUAGGGUGAGCCUAAAGAAAUCGACGUUCGAGGAUAGGGCGCAGCAGAAGGAAAUUAAGAAGGCUUAUAAGGAGAGAAUAACAGAGUUGAAGGAGGAGAUAAGGAAGAACAAGGUGGAGAAGAGGGAGAAGAAGAAGGAGAGGGAAAAGAGGAAGGAAGAAAACAUACUAAAAUCUGGUACGAAGCUUCAGAAGAUCACCAAUCCGAAGACGCUAAAGAAGCUUGCCAAGUCUAAGAAGAGGAAGCUACUCAAAGUUGUUCCUGACACUGCUCCUAAGAAAUGA